Messenger RNA from Adineta steineri, 1971 nucleotides. The record is from the annotation of a GenBank genome assembly. NCBI's taxonomy places the organism in Eukaryota, Metazoa, Rotifera, Eurotatoria, Adinetida, Adinetidae.
AUGGCUUCACGUUAUAUGGAUCUUGAACGUCGAACAUUACUUGUUCAAUUUAUAGCUGUUGAACCAUUAACAUUCUAUGCUACAUCAGAUGGUACUGACCUAGUUCAAGAUAUAUUACGAUCGAAAUUAGCACGAGCAGAUGCUGAUAUAAUUGGACAAGAAGGUUCAUUAUCAAUAGAUGACAAUGGAGAAUUUCUUACAUUUGAACCAAGUGAUACAAAAAAUCGAACAUUACAUUUACCUAUUGAACAUUUAGCUUAUUGUGGUGCUUUAAGACGCAUGAAACGUGAUUCUUCUGAUCAACGUAAUCCUGAUCAAAUUCUUCGACGAGACUUUGAAAAUGUUGAUUUAGCUAAUCGUUAUGCUCAACAUAUUAUUGGUCCACCUAUAUUCGUUUCUGUAUUUCAUGGAUUUGAUAAUGCACUUUGUUAUAUAUUUAUAACACAAAGUUCUGAUGAUGCUUGUCUUUCCGUUAUGAAACUUAUGCGUGCAUUCAAAUACUUCGAACAACAACAAUUAGAACAACAAGGACAAGCUGAUCAAGGUUGUUCAUCAAGCGUACCUAUCAAUAAUGGAGGAUCACCUUCGUCUACUGUCAUAAAACAAGGGAGCCCUUUACGUCAAUUACCACAAAUAUCGUUCACUGAUAACAAACAAGUAUUAUUAUCUCCAGCUUGUAAUCAAAUACCUCAUACAACACCGACUAUGUAUACUCAAGAUCCAUAUCAAGAUGAUUUAGUGCAAAGACUUCUUAGUAAUCCGAAUUUACAGGUUGUUAAUCAACCCUAUUCAUCAUCAGCUCAAAUUUAUAAUCAGCAUAUUGAUGGUUUACCAUUUUUAUCAGGACCAUCCCCCUCAACGCAACAGUACCCAUCUGGUGGUUCUCCUAUGUAUUCGUCUUAUAAUAAUAAUAAUAAUAUCGGUGGUUUACUAGGCAGCUCAUCAGCAGUACUUGGACGACCUUCUUCUCCUCUAUAUUCGCCUUAUAAUAAUAUUGCUGGAUUAACAGGCAGUUCGUCAGCAGUACUUGGACGACCUCCUUCUCCACCUAUUUUUGAUGUUUCUAAUGCAGGAUACAUUUCGAAUCUACCCUUAAAUAAUAAUUUUCCUCCACAAGUCAUACAUAAACCAAGCAAUCAAGACAUAACAUAUAAACAAAAUGUUAUUAUUCGGUGGUUAAAACCACCAACACCGCCACCACUAGCACCAAUCAUUGUUCGAGAAAUUCAACAGCCUCCUGAAAUUCCACCACCAAUUAUUUAUCGACAACAUCCUCCUUGUCCACCAACUCCACCACCGAUUGUCGUGCGAGAACAACCACCUCCUUGCCAAGCACCUGGUAAUCCUAUAUUUGUUGAAAAACGUCUACCACGUACUUGUUUACCACCACAAGUUGUUGUUGAACGAUGUCCAGCUCCUCCACCAAAACCACAACAAAUAAUCUAUGAAAAAUAUCUACCACAACCACCGCCACAACCUCGUCAAGUAAUAGUACAACGUGAAUGUUGUCAACCGACUUGUUGUGCAAUACCACAACAACAAGCUCCAUGUCGACGUUUAGUUAAAGAAAUUAUUCGACAAGUUCCACAACCAUGUGCACCAGCUCAACCAGCUGUCGUUUGUACUCAACAGCAACAACAACAAAUCAUUCCAGCACAGACUCAAGCUUGUCAACAAGUAGUGCCUGUAUAUGCUACUAGACGGCAUAUCGUUCAACCAAAAGGUAUUCGAGUUAUUCGACAAGUCGUCGGUCCAGCUCAAUCAUCACAAAUGGGUAUUCAACAACAACAACAAUUUGCCCAAUAUCCUUCGUCUUUUGGAGCAUCUGGUAUUCAAUCCUCACCAAUAGGUAUUCAACAACUACAACAACUACAACAACAACAACAACAACAACAACAACAAUUUUCACAAUAUCCUUCGUCUUUUGGAGCAUCUGCUAUUCAAUCAUUACCAGCAGGUUUUGUACGAUAA